AUGGACGUCACCCUCAAUGCCGUACUCAACAUUCGUCAAGCUCCAAGUACCGAUUCGGAUGACGACGAAAAUAUUGGCUCCAGCAGAGAAGGCUCUCCCUCGAUCUCUGGUCUAAUUUCGACCCUCGUCCCUACUCUCCUCAUCGCGGCGGUGUAUUUCGCCAUCUUUCUGAUCGUCCGGACCAAAUUCCCUCGACAAUAUGCUCCCAGAACAUACUUGGGUGCUUUGCGCCCACAAGAACGAACUCCUGCUCCACCAAACACUCUGUUCGGAUGGAUUCCCUUUAUGAGGAAACUGCCCGACGAGUAUGUCCUUCAACACAACUCCCUCGACGGUUACUUCCUAUUGCGAUAUCUCAAGAUGGCGAUUCUCAUCUGCUUUGUUGGAUGCUGUAUUACCUGGCCCGUUCUGUUUCCAGUUAAUGCAACCGGCGGGGGUGGUCAAGAACAACUCAACAUUCUCAGUUUUGCGAACAUCCAGGAUAAGAACAGGUAUUUCGCACACGUUUUCAUCGCAUGGAUAUUCAUCGGCUUCGUUUUCUUCUUGAUCACCAGGGAAAUGAUCUACUACAUCAACUUGCGACAGGCAUAUCUACUGUCCCCACUUUAUGCCUCGCGGAUUUCUUCUCGCACCGUCUUGUUCCAGGCCGUUCCAGAAGAAUAUGCAAACGAAGCCAAGAUUCGUCACAUGUUUGGUGAAGAACUCAAGAACAUCUGGAUCGCGUCGGAUGCAAAAGAAUUGGAAGACAUGGUCGACGAACGUUACAAAAACUGCAUCAAGCUUGAGGCUGCCGAAACAAAGCUGAUCAAGCUUGCCAAUGAUGCACGUCUCAAGAGCCUUAAAGGGAAGAAGCCAGAUACAGAACAGCCUGCUGCUCAUUAUGACGAAGAAUACGGCAGUGAAUCCGGUUCGGCUGCUGCCCGAUGGGUCGGACCCAAGGAUCGACCUACGCAUCGACUGAAAUUCUUGAUUGGCAACAAAGUCGACACUAUUAAUUAUUGUCGUGAGGAAAUUGCCAGAUUAAAUCCGUUGAUCGAGGCCGAACAAAACAAAUAUCGUUCUGGAGACUCAAAACCCAAGAAUGCGGUGUUUGUCGAAUUUUGGAAGCAGACUCAAGCACAGAGUGCCUUUCAAAUGGUAGCCCACCAUCAACCGUUACACAUGUCGCCUCGCGUCAUUGGCCUAAGCCCCGAAGAGAUCGUCUGGUCAAAUAUGGGUAUUACCUGGAGGACUCUCACCGUUCGUAAUAUCUUCUCUCUGGCAUUUGUGACGGCCAUGAUCGUUUUUUGGUCCAUCCCUGUGGCAGUUGUUGGCUCCAUCUCUCAAAUCUCCUACCUGACGGAAGUCGUACCAUUCUUGAGCUUUAUCAACAAUUGCCCCGAUGUCAUUUUGGGUGUCAUCACCAAUUUGUUACCCGUCGUAAUGCUGUCGAUCCUCAUGUCUUUGGUGCCCGUCAUCAUGAGAUUUAUGGGUAAAGUUGCCGGGAAGCCUACACUCUCUCUUAUCGAACUCCGUUGCCACGAAUCCUACUUCUGGUUCCAACUGAUUCAGGUAUUUUUGGUCACCACCAUGACCUCUGCAGCCAGUGCAGCGGUGCCGCAAAUCAUUGAGAAUCCAGGUUCGGUGACAACACUGUUGGCACAGAAUUUGCCACUCGCUUCCAACUUCUACAUCUCUUACUUUAUUCUUCAAGGCUUGGUGUUUUCUUCCGGAGAAUUGUUGCGAAUUGCAGGAUUGGUCUUGUUCAACGUGAUGUCGAGCAUACUUGACAAAACUCCACGAAAGAUGUACAAUCGGUGGUCUAGCUUGUCCUCUGUCGGAUGGGGUAACGUCUUUCCGGUACUUGAAAUGAUGACGGUGAUUUCAAUCACGUAUGCACCAAUCGCUCCUCUUAUGCUGGGAUUCGCGACCAUCGGCCUCGGACUCUUUUAUUUCGCAUAUCGAUACAACCUUCUCUUCGUCGACAGUUCCGUCAUCGAUACCAAAGGUCUCGUCUACGCAAAGGCCCUGCAGCAUACUCUUAUCGGCUGCUAUCUGGCGGCCAUUUGCCUCAUCGGUCUAUUUGGUAUUCGAGCCGCUCCGGCGCCCUUGGUGUUGAUGGUGGUAUUCCUGGUGUUCAUGGCCCUAUACCAUAUUUCUCUCUCUUCAGCCGUCGCACCUCUUCUACACUAUCUCCCCCGAUCUCUCGAAGCCGAAGAAACUGCACUUCUCCAGACAGAAUCGGCCGUCACGACAGCGGCCGAUCCUCGGCGUGAUGCUAUGCGUGAAAAGAACGCCCUGGAAGAACUCAGAAAGGUAAAGGAGACAAUGUUGCCUACGGAAGGCAACAAGAAGGUGUCUAUGUUCAAACGAUUCCUGCGACCGGAUAUUUACGCCAGCUACACGGUGAUGCGAAAGCUCGUACCCCAGGAUUUUGCAGAGAUCAGAUAUUCACCUGAAGUUGCGAGGGAUGCGUAUCAAGAUCCUGCUGUCAACGCGGUGGCACCAUUGCUUUGGGUCCCGAGAGACGAAAUGGGCGUGUCGAGACAGGAAUGCUUGCACACGAAUAAAGUCACCCCGAUGACGGACGAAGGCGCCACGUUCGAUGAGAAAGGGAAGAUCAUCUGGCUACAGGAGGAGCUGGGUGGACGUGCGCCCAUCUUUGAAGAGAAGAUUUAUUACUAA
Rhinocladiella mackenziei CBS 650.93 is the source of this 2664-nucleotide messenger RNA. RefSeq lists its product as uncharacterized. Gene Ontology annotation, molecular function: calcium-activated cation channel activity. Gene Ontology annotation, cellular component: plasma membrane. The coding region runs from base 1 to 2664 and encodes 887 amino acids. The transcript has 4 exons. The record is from RefSeq and is a predicted model, not a curated record. NCBI's taxonomy places the organism in Eukaryota, Fungi, Ascomycota, Eurotiomycetes, Chaetothyriales, Herpotrichiellaceae.